UGGUGUUACGAUUAUUUUAACGUAUUUUAUAAUUAAAUGACUACAAAUUCAUGUACAUAUUUCUGAUUUCAGCUCCAGUAAAAGUUCUAAUAAGUAUGGGCUAAGUAUUACGUUAAAUUACCUACUACAGUAAAAUUGUUAUUGGAAACGACUGCUUGAACGUAUUAUCGCUUUCAUUACUCCGAGGUUAAAAGGUCACGUACAUAUCUUUAUUUAAUUGGGUAAAUUAACCACAGUUGCCAGUAAUAUAGUGGACUUAUUUGCGACGAAUAUUUGUGAUUAUAAUGAAGCGAUUCAAUUUAUUAUUUUGUCUCUGUCUUAUUUUUUGCUGUGCAUUAUCGAAUGCAGGGCUCUUAAGAGAUAUCGCCGAAUCACUACAUGAAAAAUCUCACAAAAUAAGAGAUGAUAUAAGAGGAGUGUUACAUCCGAACAAGGAAGGCCCGCGCAACGAAAUAACUACCAGCACAACUUCGGCUGCACCACAACCAGAAGUAAAUACAAUUGAAAAAGUGUCUACAAGUGAAAUGCCAAUUGUUUUUCCAAAUACAGAUACAGAAACAAUCAAAUAUAGUACUGUGAAAUCAGAUGUUAUAGAAUCUCCUUCGACUGUUGUAUCUAUUAGCACAACGGAAAAAAAAGACGGUCGUGAAAACUUUGGGGGUGGGUGUUCCACGGGAUUCAAGAGAACUGCUGAUGGAAGGUGCUUACCGACUUUUUAAUAACUUGUUAAUGCUAAACAAACUGAUGUCUUGUUAAUAAUAAACAAUAAGAUAAUAUGGUCUAUUUUAAUAUCUGCAUAUAUUCCAGUAUUUGAAACAUGUUAUCCUCAAAAACUUUAUGCAAAAAUACUACCUUCUGGCUAUCUCUGCAUAUUUUUGCAACUUACCUACUACUUCCUAGUUAUUAUACAUGUAUAUUUUUUUAUCUGUACAAAUAAAAAAAACAAUAAAUUAAAGUUUCUAACGUUCCAUGUCUGUAAGAGGUAAUAUUUGUAAGUAUCUAUUAAACCGAUCAUAAAUGUUCUCUCACUAGCAGUAGGCUACACUGUUCAGAGAUAAUAUAGGUAAUUUUGUAACCUCUGUUCAAUCUGGGCAAAGCCGGGGCAAACGAUUAGUCUUCCAUAUACAGGAACCGAUUUUGUUAGUACAUUGUUUCUUUCUACCAAGGUCGCUUUUGAUUUAUAUAUGACUUUUAUAACACUUAUUACUAAGUUAUACAUUAUAUUUUACAAAGAAACAACAUUAAGCCAAUCAUAUAUCUAUCUAUAUAAUUUUAUUUUCUACAUACUUACAUUUAUUUUUGUGUAGAAAGGAAAAGAUUUUGCAUUUGCGCUCAUUUAGUUUUUGAUUUACUUGAGUAUUUUUAUUCCCUUAAUUAGGCUGGUUAGGUUAACUGUAUUAAUGUAAAGAACUUAUGUCAAUAGAUAUGGAUUGAAGCAGUUAAUAUAAAACAUGGAAACAGUAUUUGUAGGCCAUACGACUGUUGCCUUGUUACUACUCCUUUUCUGACUCUCUUUUGAAUUUCGUUUGAAAAUAAGAAAAAAUAAACAUUUCAUAAAAUCAAAAUGUAUGCUAUAUGCAAAAUUGGGCUAGCUAUAAAUUGAGAUAGAGAGAUUGGAGAAAUAUUGAAUCAUUUAAUUUGUAUUAGCAUAAAGUGGAUAACUAUUCUGAAAUCUGAAUGCAUGGCCUGGUUUUCGAUGCUCUCACACACUGGAACUUACAUGGAGAGUUGAUAACAGUUAAAAUGGAUGUAAAACAUUUCUGAGUUAUAAAUUAACGGUAAGUGAUGAUUUAAAUAAAAAUUAAUAUUGAUUUUUAAUUUUUUAAUGUAUAAAUAUAUAUACAUACAUAAUUUAUCUAAACAUUAUAUUGCUAUGAGUAACUUUUACAAAAGUAAGUGAAAUAAUGUGAUUA
Zerene cesonia (dogface butterfly) is the source of this 1913-nucleotide messenger RNA. It is a transcript of the gene Pp, whose product is annotated as growth-blocking peptide, long form-like. NCBI's taxonomy places the organism in Eukaryota, Metazoa, Arthropoda, Insecta, Lepidoptera, Pieridae. The transcript has a single exon. Bases 285 to 719 code for a protein of 144 amino acids. The record is from RefSeq and is a predicted model, not a curated record.